AUGAUGAAGUGGCGGCCAUGGCCACCACUAGUCUCCAAGAAGUUCCUAGUCAGGUUGAUUGUGCGGAGGCUCCAGGGCUGUCAUCUGCUGCAAGACGCUGGACGGGAAGGUUCCAGAUUGGUCGUGGAGAUUCGAUGGAAGGGUCCUAAGAUGACGCUCGGCUCUCUGUUGCGGAACUCCGUCGGUAGAAAUUUUACCAGAGAGGCGGUUGUCGACGGCGCCGCCGUGGUUGACUGGGAUGAGGAGUUUCAAACAUUGUGCAAUAUGAACUGUUACAAGGAUAAUGUCUUUCGCCCCUGGGAGAUCGCUUUCACUCUUUUUAAUGUUAGUCUCUGUCAACUUUUCCGCCGUACUAAUAUUAAUGGAUUGAAUCAGAAAUCGAGAAGCAAGGUUGCUAUUGGAACGAAAUUAUUGAAUAUUGCUGAGUUUGCAUCUUUAACCCAUCAGAAAGAUUUUGAUUUGAACAUUCCACUCACGCUAACUGGAGGAUUUGUAGAGCCUUCUCCUUUACUUUGUAUAUCAAUUAGCUUGAUAGAGCAAAGAGUUGCUCAAGGAAGCUUGGAGCGAGUUCAGAGCUCUAUAGUGCCUGUGCCAUUGCCCUCCGCCAAGUCAGGAGAAAAAACCUUGGCAGAAAAAGAUGAGCUUUCUACAAUUAAAGCUGGUUGUAUGAAAGUAAAAAUUUUGACGGAGUUGGUAUCUUUCAAGAAAGUAAAAAAGGGUUCUCCUGAGGAAGAGGGAAGUGAAGGUAGGUCAUCUAGGAGUGAGGACGGUGAAUACAGUUAUCCUUUGGAUACUGAAUCGUUUGAUGAUUCUGAGGAAGGCGAAACAGAUGAGGGAAAGGAACAUUCCGGUGUUAGGAAGUCAUUCAGUUAUGGAACACUGGCCUCUGCAAAUGCUGGAGGAUAUUUUAAUUCCAACAUGAGAGUAAAUUAUGAUGAAGAUUGGAUUUAUUACAGCCAACCUAAGUCUGAUGUUGGGUGUUCACAGAUGGAGGAUUCCACCGCUUAUUCUUCCGAGCAUUAUUUAAUACAAAGUUCUAAGCGCAGCAUACUUCCAUGGAGGAAGAGGAAGUUGAGUUUCAGAUCUCCUAAAACUUUUAGGGGAGAGCCUUUGUUAAAGAAGGCGUAUGCAGAAGAAGGAGGUGAUGACAUAGAUUUUGAUCGUCGUCAACUUUGCUCCGAUGAAUCCCUUUCUUUACCUUGGUACAAGAUUGAGGAGGACACGGCUGUACAUGGAUCAUCAAUCUCUGAAUUUGGGGAUGACAGUUUCGCUGUAGGGAGUUGGGAGCAGAAAGAAGUCAUGAGUCGUGAUGGUCGUAUGAAGCUUCAGACACAUGUCUUCUUUGCUUCAAUUGAUCAACGCAGUGACUGUGCAGCAGGUGAGAGUGCAUGUACAGCUCUUGUGGCUGUGAUUGCUGACUGGUUCCAAAAUAAUCGUGAUCUUAUGCCCAUAAAGUCUCAGUUUGACAGUCUAAUUAGAGAAGGCUCUUCAGAAUGGAGGAAACUAUGUGACAAUGAUACCUAUAAAGAGCGUUUCCCUGACAAGCAUUUUGACCUCGAAACAAUCAUUCAAGCAAAAAUACGUUCCCUUGCCGUGGCUUUUGGAAAGUCUUUCAUUGGUUUCUUUCAACCCGAAGGCAUGGAUGAAGGGAAAUUCGACUUUUUACAAGGCGCCAUGUCGUUUGAUAAUAUUUGGGAUGAGAUUAGUUGUGUUGGACCAGAGUGUUUUGGCAAUGGUGAACCUCGUAUUUAUAUUGUUAGUUGGAACGACCAUUUCUUCGUCCUCAAAGUUGAAUCUGAUUGUUACUACAUCAUUGACACCUUGGGAGAAAGACUUUAUGAAGGGUGCAAUCAGGCAUAUAUCUUGAAAUUUGACAGCAGCACAGUGAUUUACAAGAUGCCAAAUGUUCCUCAUUCAUCAGAUGGUAAAACAUCCAAUGACCAACAAGCAGAAGUACUAGAUCCCAAUAUCAAGAAAACACAACAUGUAAACAACAAGGAUGUGGAUUGUGUUGAAGGAAAGGAUGAGCAGUUGAGAAGUGAGCAAGAAGAGGAAAUCAUAAGCAGCAGAGGGAAGGAAGCAUGUAAAGAGUACAUUAAAAGCUUCCUAGCUGCAAUGCCUAUCAGAGAAUUGGAAGCAGAUGCCAAGAAAGGUCUAAUUUCUUCAGCAAACCUUCAUCAUAGAUUACUGCAAGUUGAGUUUCACUACACCCAACUCUCACAGUAUUGUUAUUCACCUGCAGUGGUUGAAUAA
This is a messenger RNA of Sphenostylis stenocarpa, 2253 nucleotides long. The record is from the annotation of a GenBank genome assembly. NCBI's taxonomy places the organism in Eukaryota, Viridiplantae, Streptophyta, Magnoliopsida, Fabales, Fabaceae.